UAGGCUUAGGCUUAGGCUUAGGCUUCCCCCCCGCCCACCGCCGCCCACGGGCCAGGCACGGUCCAGGUACCGUCCGGGAGUCAGAAUCCUUCUUUUUAAGAUAUACACGGCUUGUCCCUUUCUUCCCUUUCUCUCCCCUUCUCUCCCCCCUUUCUCUUUCUUUCUUUCGCCUCGUCCACUCACAUAUAACGCUCUUUUUUUUUCACUCCUCGGCCUCUUUCCAAAGCCAUCCACGCUCCUUAACGCCUUCGUGCCCGUCUUAUUUGAAAAGUCCUCUACUACGCUCGCUCUUUUUCUGACUCUCCUGGUCAUCUUGCCCGCUUCCCUCCUUUCGCGCCCAGCUAGAUAGUUAUAUCACUCCAGCUGCAGACAGUUAUCUCUCGCAAAAAAACGAACCACCUUUUCUCCGAUUAAACCGCCAGUCUCCCGUGCGCUCGCAAAGCUACUUACUCUCUUAGCGACCUCCCGUCCACCAUAAGACAUCCAAGAUCGUCGCAAGGCGCAUACCGAACAUCGAUAUCUGUAGAUCGAUCUUCCCUUCCCUCUUGCAUAGAAACAACAAAACAACCAAGACCACCCCGUCGCAUAUAUCCUACCUCCAUAUAUUUCCACUAUUGCAAUCGCUGCAAGAAGCCAAAGCCCCAACCAAACCCCAAAAAUGAAUAUCCUCACCUUCUUCUCCACGCUGCUCCUCCUGCUCGCGACCCAGCUCGUAGCCGCCCAAGAUGACAUGGUCACCUCCACAAGAACCACCACGAUCACCAACACUGUGACUGUGACCAUCAUCCGCUCCGUCGGCACUUCCACCACCGCGGAUUCUACCAUCACACCUACACCCACGCCAGCGGCCACCACCUCAGAUGUCUCCGACUCCUCGACGCCAAACUUUGCCGUUGCCGCGCCCACCGCGCUGCCAAUGCUGAUGGCUGGAGGUCUCGCCGUGGUCCUGGGCGUAGCUCUUUAGAUCUCUUGAAAGAAAAGAAAAGAAAAAAAGAAAAAAAAUCCUAGCUCGGGAAAAUGAGCUGUAGAAGUGGGGAGUGCAGAAGUCAAGGGGAGAUGGGAAUGCGAUUGGCUUUUCAGGACAAGCAAAAAGAUGAGACAAACACGAUUGAUGGAUUGACUGACUGAUUUGAUUUGAUUUGAUCGAUUGAAGCUUGAGAGUUUUUGGUGGAACUGCUGAUUUCUUCUUCUCUUGUAUACGAUAUGGAUGUUAUUUUUCUUUUUCUUUUCUUCUUCUUCGAGAGAUACCCGCCCUUAUUUUAUUUAUUUUUCUCACUAUAUCGUUGUUGUCAGGUACUGUAUAUGUGAAAGGCCCCCCCCAACGAGCAAAAAUCCAUAUACAUACAUAUAUCUUCACAUUUCGUCCUGUGUGCUCUUUGCCCAAUACAUAUUUUUUAGCUUUUAAGCUUUUGAUUCCCCAAGUAUACCCCGUUUGAACUUCCACGGGCCUGCCUCCGUACUUGGAAUCGAAAAAUCCAAAGUCGCAUGCGACGGACGGACAAAUCAGUCAGCCCUUUUCAAAAUUCUAUGCGCACGAACGCGCCAGCGCAAUCAAUGCAUCUGAACUGCCACGCCACCGCUUUUAUAUAUCCUGCUUUCACUGCGAAAUAGCAGCCUCCGUCACCCAUUUCCCCCGUUUCGCUUCCCCAUCAACACUCCCUACAUCCCCCUUUUUGCUUUCUUUCUUAAAGACCUGGUCGCCUUUAUUUAAUUCUCACGUUUAUUUAUCCGCGGCAAAAUAAAAAGCCGGGGGGGCCACUUACUUCUUCUAAACCUCUUGUUACUUUCUUACGCUAUACUGUACUUCUUUGCUUCACCACUUUAUUCUCAACGAUAUUAUAACCCUUCUUCCCCCCCUAUUUGAUUCAGUUUCCCUGCGAACUGAAUUAUUUGUUAAUACCCAAAAACACUUUGUUUUAUGGAUGAUGAUUGGACACCUUGCCUUGCCUUCCCUUCCUCCCCUCCCCUCCCCUUUUUCCCCCUCACUCCGCACUUCAUAACCGGGGGAAGGGAAGAAAAAAAAAAAAAAAAAAAAAAACACCACAAACCAGGUUCCCUUUUUUUUUUUUUGAAUUUGAUUAUGUUUUUGUCUCAUUAAUUAAAGCACCCGCCUUUUGUUUUAUUUCUGAUUUGAGGGUUAGUGGCGGAGCGGGAAGAGGAGAGGUCGUUCGUUACUUGACAAAUAUAUAUAUCCAUAUCCCAAUAUCCAUGCGUCGCGAGCUUGCCUUGUCCUGUCCUGUCCUGUCCUUUCUUUUCUUUUCUUUUCUUUUGAUCUUCUCUCCCCUUGCUCCCUGCUUUUGUCCCUCCGCCCCCCCCCCCCCCCCUCUUUUCAAAUUUUCGGGUUUGAGUCUUGUGUGUGUGUGAAGCGAAAGUGGAAAACAAAAAAACGAGAAGAAAUAUAUACAUACAUAUAUAAAUUGAAAAAACAAAUUACAUUUCGGGGUUCAGCCAGUUACGACGUCGCAAAGUUUGACUCGUCUUCUUUAUUCCCGUUUUCCAUUUAUUUACUAUGGUCUUAAUUACGUUCUUAUGUAGGGAGUGGGGAGUGGGGAUGACUUUCUAUACCACGAAUCUUUCAUUCAACUGCAUUAGAAAUAAUGCAAUAGUCCCAG
Messenger RNA from Blastomyces dermatitidis ER-3, 2612 nucleotides. RefSeq lists its product as uncharacterized. The coding region runs from base 659 to 964 and encodes 101 amino acids. The record is from RefSeq and is a predicted model, not a curated record. The transcript has a single exon. NCBI's taxonomy places the organism in Eukaryota, Fungi, Ascomycota, Eurotiomycetes, Onygenales, Ajellomycetaceae.